AUGGGUGUUCUUUUUGAUGAUGCUUUAGGAGUAACAACUGAACGUCGAGCAGGGCAUUUUCGUAGACGUUCAGCAAGUGAAAACUUGUGUACGGCACCGAAUCUCAAGAGUAUCUUGAAAAAAUGUGCUUCGCGUCGCGGACGCUCACAUUCCGAGAGUGAAGUUACUGGAAGAGUAAAAAACACUGCUGAUGCCGGCAAUGAAGUUGCUGGUUGGUUUUCACACAAGAAGCAUGUAACGUUUAGUGAACGAUUGGUGCAGGAGCGUUUAUUCCGACGCAACUCAAGCAUUUUUGGCCGGAAGAAGAAGAAUAUUCGAAAGGAGCAAAAUAAGCUGAAGAAGAAGGGUUUAGGGCGCAACUUGAUGCAGCUCCAUCGUUCGAGCAGUGAUACGAUACAGACUGUAAAGAAUGAGGACUAA
Messenger RNA from Gongylonema pulchrum, 420 nucleotides. Lineage: Eukaryota; Metazoa; Nematoda; Chromadorea; Rhabditida; Gongylonematidae. The record is from the annotation of a GenBank genome assembly.